AUGGACUUGGCUUUGUGUGGCUGCUGGAGUGAGGCUUGGGCUUCUGAGCAUAUGAAUUCUUUUUUUUUUCUUUUUCAGUCCUACUAUUUUGACCGGGAUGAUGUGGCUCUGAAAAACUUUGCCAAGUAUUUCCUGCAUCAGUCCCAUGAGGAACGUGAGCAUGCUGAGAAGCUGAUGAAGCUACAAAAUCAGAGGGGGGGACGCAUCUUCUUGCAGGACAUUAAGAAGCCAGAUCGUGAUGACUGGGAGAAUGGACUGACUGCAAUGGAGUGUGCCCUGCACCUGGAGAAGAACGUGAACCAGUCACUCUUAGAACUGCACAAACUGGCAACUGAAAAGAAUGACCCACACUUAUGUGACUUCAUUGAGACUCACUACCUGGAUGAGCAGGUGAAAGCCAUCAAAGAGCUGGGUGACCAUGUGACCAACCUGCGGAAGAUGGGGGCACCAAAAUAUGGCAUGGCAGAGUACCUCUUUGACAAGCACACCCUUGGGGACAGUGACAAUGAGAGCUGAAGUCUUGCUAAGAGCCACCCUGUGGGUUUCAGUGGGACUCCAACUUUACUGUCCAGCCAUGCAUGUAUCUUCAGCUAUUUAGAUAAACAGUUCUCAUAUUCUGUACCAAAUACUACCCCCUCUUUUCUCUUGUGUUUUGUGUAUUGCCCUCCAUCCAAUAAAGUGACUUGGUUCAAGUUGG
Molecule: messenger RNA, 697 nt
Organism: Mesitornis unicolor (brown roatelo)
Lineage: Eukaryota; Metazoa; Chordata; Aves; Mesitornithiformes; Mesitornithidae
Product: ferritin heavy chain-like
Exons: 3
Coding region: 1-516 (171 amino acids)
Biological process (GO): iron ion transport; intracellular iron ion homeostasis
Cellular component (GO): cytoplasm
Molecular function (GO): ferrous iron binding; ferric iron binding
Source: RefSeq, a predicted model, not a curated record